AAUAAAGGGGCAGGUGUUGUGCUGGUUUCUACAGCAUCACUCUGGGCAAGAAGCUGACAGCAGCCGCAGCAAGCUGAGGGAGGCAGGAGGGGCUGGAGCUGGCCUCCGAGGCUGCUGCUGCUGCUGCUGGUCUCAGGACCCCAUGUGCACCGGAGCACAUUUCAGCUUCUUCAGCUGCUGCCAGGGAGACGGGCUGGGCUCAGUCUGAGUGUGGCUGCCCAAGACAGCGGCCACAGGCUGCUGGCUGUUCAGCCUGUAGCUUUUGCAAGGGGCUGGAUUCCUAACUAGCAACCCCCCCAGCCCCCCCACCCCCACUUCCCCGCCCCAGCCUUGUUUAUUCUGGAGCAAGAGGAGAGGGUUUUCUCUCUUCUUGGAACACCUGGGCUGGGCUUCCCCUUCUUUCUGAUUUCAAGUAGUUUCCCCCCAUGAGAACUGAAUUUGGAGUGUUUCUCAAGGGCAAACACAAUGCCCCUGAGCUGGAGAUGAGAGAGGACUACAGCUCCUGAGGCCGCCUGCGGAGGGCUCAGAGGUGCCCCUCACCCCGAUUCAAAAUGCCAUUUAAAGCAUUUGAUACCUUCAAAGAAAAAAUUCUGAAACCUGGGAAGGAAGGCGUGAAGAAUGCAGUGGGAGAUUCGCUGGGGAUCUUACGAAGAAAAAUCGAUGGGACCAAUGAAGAAGAAGAUAACAUUGAGCUGGAUGAAGAAGGAAGGCCCGUGCAGACAUCCAGGCCACGUCUCCCAGUCUGUGACUGCAGCUGCUGUGGCAUCCCCAAGCGGUACAUCAUCGCCAUCAUGAGUGGGCUGGGAUUCUGCAUUUCCUUCGGGAUUCGGUGCAACCUUGGAGUGGCCAUCGUGGAAAUGGUCAACAAUAGCACUGUGUAUGUGGAUGGGAAACCAGAAAUUCAGACGGCGCAGUUUAACUGGGACCCAGAGACGGUGGGCCUUAUCCAUGGAUCUUUCUUCUGGGGUUAUAUUGUGACACAGAUUCCUGGUGGCUUCAUUUCAAACAAGUUUGCUGCUAACCGGGUCUUUGGAGCUGCCAUCUUCCUGACAUCAACUCUGAACAUAUUCAUCCCUUCUGCAGCCAGGGUACAUUACGGCUGUGUCAUGUGUGUGAGGAUUUUGCAGGGUCUGGUGGAGGGUGUGACCUACCCAGCCUGCCAUGGGAUGUGGAGUAAGUGGGCGCCUCCCCUGGAGAGAAGCCGAUUGGCCACAACUUCCUUUUGCGGUUCCUACGCUGGGGCAGUGGUGGCUAUGCCCCUUGCAGGAGUAUUGGUGCAGUACAUUGGCUGGGCCUCUGUCUUUUACAUUUACGGUAUGUUCGGGAUUAUUUGGUACAUAUUUUGGCUGCUGCAGGCUUAUGAGUGCCCAGCAGCUCACCCGACGAUAUCCAACGCGGAAAAGACGUACAUAGAGACAAGUAUAGGAGAAGGGGCCAACUUGGCCAGUCCGAGUAAAUUCAACACACCAUGGAAAAGGUUCUUCACAUCCUUGCCUGUCUACGCGAUCAUUGUGGCCAACUUCUGCAGAAGCUGGACCUUCUAUUUGCUCUUAAUAAGUCAGCCUGCUUACUUUGAAGAGGUCUUUGGGUUUGCAAUCAGUAAGGUGGGUCUCUUGUCAGCUGUCCCACACAUGGUGAUGACCGUUGUGGUGCCUAUCGGAGGACAACUGGCGGAUUAUUUAAGAAGCAGGAAGAUUUUAACCACAACUGCUGUCAGAAAGAUCAUGAAUUGUGGAGGCUUCGGCAUGGAGGCGACCCUACUUCUGGUGGUUGGCUUUUCCCACACCAAAGGAGUGGCUAUCUCCUUCCUGGUGCUCGCUGUAGGAUUUAGUGGCUUUGCUAUUUCAGGUUUUAAUGUCAACCACCUGGACAUUGCUCCGCGCUAUGCCAGCAUUCUCAUGGGGAUCUCUAACGGAGUGGGGACCCUGUCUGGAAUGGUCUGUCCUCUCAUUGUUGGCGCCAUGACCAAGCACAAGACCCGGGAGGAAUGGCAGAACGUGUUCCUCAUAGCAGCCCUGGUACACUACAGCGGUGUCGUCUUCUACGGGGUCUUCGCUUCUGGGGAGAAACAGGACUGGGCUGACCCGGAGAGUCUCUCUGAGGAGAAAUGUGGAAUCAUUGACCAAGAUGAAUUAGCCGAGGAGACAGAACUCAACCAUGAGGCUAUUGUAAGUCCCAGAAAGAAGAUGUCGUACGGAGCCACCAUCCAGAAUUGCGAGGCCCAGAGGAGCGGGUGGAGACAACAGAGAGAAGCUUCCUUUGACGGGGAAGAGGCGUUCUCCUACCGGAACGAAGAAGAGGACUUCUCAGAAACAUCCUAACGCCCAGCUUCUCCUCAGCUUACAACCAGAAGCAUCCAUACCCAUUGCCUUUCCCAUACCUCGGCUUGCCAGGGGGCCAAAUCAUGGGACACUGGAGGUAGUGGGGAGAGGAGAUUAAGUCAACAGCCGAGGAAAGAGAAAUGCCUUCUUCCAGAGAUAGGAGAACGGCUCUUGCUCUCAUCUGAUAAAAUAGUUGAUCAUAUUUUUUGUGGGGUGGGGUAGGGUGGCUGUUGGCUCUCGAGCCUUCUCUCAAAGAACUAGUUAUUCAGAAAGAAAUGGCUAGAAAAAUAAGGAGUAGCUUGUUGCUCAAACAGACUUUGAAGGAAUUCCGUCUUUGGCCUGGAGAAGAGUACACGGUGGUUGUCAGCACAUCUCCUAAGAUAUUCGUGCAGAGGAGAGUUUCCCCAACCUAAUGAAGGGAACCACUCACGGAGGCUCUCUGUUGUGCCAGGUGCUUUAUGAACAUACUUACUUAACCUCCACACCCUAUUACAUGUAGUUAUUGUACCCAUUUUACAGCUAGGGACGCUAAAGGAAUAGGAUAACCUGCCCAAGGUCAUCCUCUCAGGGCCAAGCCUGAGACUGGCAGAUGAGUGGGAGUUUUAGAAGGGUUCAGCUCAGUGUGGGGACAUUUUCAAUGACAAACACUGAAAAUGGAAUCAGCUGUUUUGUGGGCAAUUCCAAGUUUGGUCAAGGAUGCGUGCGUGCGUGCGUGCGUGCGUGCGUGUGUGUGUGUGUGUGUGUGUGUGUGUGUGUGUGUGUAAAUAUUUAGACUAAUGGGGCAGAGGGGAUUCAAACUUAUAAAAUUCUAGACUCAAAACCAUUAAGGUCCUAUAUUACCUGAUGGACCAAACAAUUUGGUGAAUCAAUAGCUUUUUUUCUUUAAAAGUCACAGACUGGUUAAAAAAAACAAAACAAAACAAAGAAUAAAGCUAAGCAAGAUAGCUCAGUUUCCUGGAAUGGUUUAAAAGAAGUAUAUGGAGCAGGUGGUGGUGGCUCACGCCUUUGAUCCCAGAACUCAGGAGGCAGAGCCAGGCAGAUCUCUGUGAGUUCGAGGCUGGCCUGGUCUACAGAGCGAGAUAGAGGACAGGCACCAAAACUACACGGAGAAACCAUGUCUCAAAACAAAAGAUGUAUAUGAAGAGUUGGCUAUUAAAUUUAAACCCUCUACAGUAUCAAGAAUGUGGUCAAAUAAUGUCCCAAGUUAACUAUUAGCCCCUAAAACAUUUAGUAAUCUAAAAAGUGGUCUCAGGAGAGUUUUAGCCACUGGUCUCUGGAAAGAGUCUUGUUUAAGCAAACGUGUGUGGCCAGCUUUCUCUGACAGUGAGUAGAACAGGAAGUGUGGUCAGAUGGCAUAAUGUUAUGCCCAAAAUAUUUGUAAGGAAUGUACCUGGAAUGUUCAUUGAAAAUAAAAAGAUAGCCGUAGUUUCACAGAGAAAUUCUGCAGUCAAAAUGUCCCAGACAACCGGGCCUGUAAUUGGUGUUGGAAAAUUCAUCUGUGAUUGUGUAAGGCAAUAACAUGAAACUCUCAGACAUAAUUCAGAAUGCAAUGGUGGCAUAUAAGAGGUUAUUAGAAAAUAAAAUUAUUUUCCUGCUUUGAAAAUUUUGUUUAUAUUUUCAGAAGAAAAAUUCGAUGUGAUGACAAAAUACAGAUUUACUUGUAGUAUAUUAUAGUAUCAUAUUUCUCCAGUUUGUCCCACUUUAUUUCUGGUCCCUUGUUAUACUUAAGGAGUUAUAAUGUACUUGAUAAAAAGACUAAUGUUAGAUUUUAAAAGAGAAUGGCUGAUUCCCAUUAAAUAGUAUUCUUUUGAUUAUUUGUAUAUAAUUUGUGUUAUCAGUUGUUGUUAAAUCUCCUUAUUGUGCCGGGCGGUGGUGGCGCACGCCUUUAAUCCCAGCACUCGGGAGGCAGAGCCAGGCGGAUCUCUGUGAGUUCGAGGUCAGCCUGGUCUCCAAAGCGAGUUCCAGGAAAGGCGCAAAGCUACACAGAGAAACCCUGUCUCGAAAAACCAAAAAAAAAAAAAAAAAAAAAAAAAAAAAAUCUCCUUAUUGCAUGAAUCCAUUUAAGUCCCCUAGAGCAGUUCCUGGCAUAAAGUACCUAAGAAAAAUAGCUGUCACAUCAUCAUGAUCUUUAACUCCUGGGCGACCAUGUCAUUUGUAAAGAAAGAAUGCUGUGUCCUUUCAUCCACUGGCCACAGAGUUUAUUAUGAAAAUUGCACUGUUUUCUAAGUAAAAAAAACAAAACUAGAAAAUAAUAGCCAGUGUUUAUUCCUUUGUGUGAUAAUUAAGCAUAAUAAUUAUAUGUAAGGAAAAGCCUCAUGAUGAUCACGAAGGCAAUGCUGUAGACUGUGACACAAUCUGUUAGUGGUGACGUCAUGCAGAAAUACCAUGUUUUACUUAUAACUUGCAUGUACAGUAGUUUUUUUUUUAACGGUGGGCUGGACCAUGGCAUUAAAUGCUAUACAGCACGUUGC
This is a messenger RNA of Peromyscus californicus insignis, 4792 nucleotides long. It is a transcript of the gene Slc17a8, whose product is annotated as solute carrier family 17 member 8. The record is from RefSeq and is a predicted model, not a curated record. Bases 552 to 2321 code for a protein of 589 amino acids. Lineage: Eukaryota; Metazoa; Chordata; Mammalia; Rodentia; Cricetidae. Gene Ontology annotation, molecular function: L-glutamate transmembrane transporter activity; neurotransmitter transmembrane transporter activity. The transcript is spliced from 12 exons. Gene Ontology annotation, cellular component: excitatory synapse; synaptic vesicle membrane. Gene Ontology annotation, biological process: neurotransmitter loading into synaptic vesicle; synaptic transmission, glutamatergic; monoatomic anion transport.